Messenger RNA from Rubroshorea leprosula, 1206 nucleotides. The record is from the annotation of a GenBank genome assembly. Lineage: Eukaryota; Viridiplantae; Streptophyta; Magnoliopsida; Malvales; Dipterocarpaceae.
ACCAACCAAAUUUUAAGUUGACAUGUUCCAACUUCUAAUUUGAGUGAGUGAAGACUCCUUUUUCUUAAUUUUCAUGCUUAUUAUUCAGUUUUUGAAUUUUAAGUGGUCAUCAACAGGUCCACUAGGCUUUUGUUGCUGUUGGCAUCAUCACAAAGGCAGCCACCUCAAGAAUAAAGAUGAAAGUGAAGAAGCAGAAGUGUCAUAGGAAGAUUGUUAGAUUCUUCUCUGUUUGCUUUGGGUUUAGGCAUCCCUUCAAGGUGCUGUGUGAUGGAACAUUUGUCCAUCACCUUGUCAAUAACAUCACAUCCGCCGAUACUGCUCUCUCUAAUUGCCUUUGUGCCCCCAUCAAGCUCUUCACCACCAGAUGUAUUCUUGUGGAGCUGAAAACUCUUGGUGCUUCCUAUUCUCACUCCUUCCAAGCUGCUAACAAACUCACAAUUGCAAGAUGUGAUCAUGAGAAGAGGAAGGGUGCCAAUGCUUGCAUUUUGGAUGUAAUUGGAUAAAAUAAUCCUGAGCACUUUUUUGUUGCUACCCAGCAUGUUGAUCUUUGAAACAAGCUUCAGGAGAUUUUAAUUUCGCAUUAUCUUUUGUGUCUUCUCCUUUGAAUCUCAUCAAGUACUCCAAGUUUGUGUCUUCUUCUUAGAUUUUCAAAAUCCCUUGUUUGUGAUUUUGAAAUUUGAGAAGUGAACAAAUGAGGAACAUUCGGCCAGUGGCGAUGAGAUGGUCAAGGUAACGAGCCUCAUCGUUUGGUUGUGCAAGAAACAAUCGAGGGAGGUGGGAGCUACGCUGUUGCCACCACAAUCACUUUUUAGCUCUAAGCCGUUGACACUUGCUUAAGCAGUGAAGCUUAGGAGAACAAUUGCUCCUAAGGAGAAGGAACUUUCAAAUUGUGAGUCUAUUUCUCAAUUUUGGUCAUUAUUAAUUGAAUUCUGUGUUGUAUAAACUUGUUUGGUUACAACAAUUGUAUAAGUAAUUUGCCUAUUUUGCUAUUCAAACAAGUAAUCUGGCUAUUUUUAAUUGAAUUCUAUGUCUUUUGAACUUGUUUCAUUGUUUAAACUUGUUCAUCCCAAUUUACACAUUUCACAGAGAGGAUUCUUCUCUGAGUUUUUGUUGGUCACUGACCAACAUCACAACUUUUACAUUCAUGUUUAUGCUGACUUCCCUUGCUCAUUGUUCUCUUGGAAAUGAGCCAAUUCCAACCCUUUA